Molecule: messenger RNA, 613 nt
Organism: Mercenaria mercenaria
Lineage: Eukaryota; Metazoa; Mollusca; Bivalvia; Venerida; Veneridae
Exons: 3
Coding region: 63-572 (169 amino acids)
Source: RefSeq, a predicted model, not a curated record
UAAGUAGACAAUCGGGAAUCUACAAACAUUAUAAGCAGCACAACAAUAGAUAAUUGCGAAAUAUGAUUCUCUCAAAAUAUAAUCUUUACUUGUGGGCUUUUCUCUUAACAUUCUACUUUGCGAUUAUAUCACAUGCAAAAGGAGUCACAUGUCCGUCGUGUAUGCACGCAUUACUUAUGACGCACAAUUUACCAAGUGAGCAAAAGUAUGAGAUGUACAAAAUCAUGCUGCCAGUGCUGAAGUUGUCUGAUGACAAAUGUGAAAGCGGCAAUACUGUUCCCAAAGUCUGCAAGACAACACAGAUUACUAGCUUGAUUGUUCACAAAUGCCAAACAAAGAACUUUACUUUGAAAGCCUUUGGUAUGAAAAAUAUGUUUCCAGAUGCUGAUCUGGAAGUGCGUGUCAUGAUGAGAGAAUGUGUUUCUGAACUGUCCGGCAAUGCCUUCAUGUGUACAAAACUAGGCGUUGUAGAUUACACACUGCCCAAAGAGAUAAGAAUACCUCUCAAUCAGCUGGAAGCACUGUGGCAAAAUGUCACAUACACCGGAGAUUUGUGUAGAUACAGUGGUUAAAUAUUGUAAUAUUAUUUCAGAAAUAAAAUCUGUAAAAGCUU